UCUGGCAGGGGUUGGAUCUCGAGGUCCUAGCGAUUUCUUAGAGGGAUUUACCCGGGAUCUAUAGAGCAGAGAGAGAUUGGAGAAUUGAUAGGUGGUCGAGUAUUGUUUGGCCGAGUGGAUAUGCGCAGGAAAGUCGAAGAGCUUUAUGUUUCCCCUCUUAAGGGGUUAUUUCCAGAGAUGGCCUCAGUGAGACGGAGUUGGAGCAGCGGCCACACCGAUACACAGCUGCUGUUCCUGAUUAGAACAGCAAUACACGUGCAGUGAAUCGCCACUGGACACUAACUUCUUCGAUUAUCCAUUUGGAAACCUAUUUUUAGAACGUCUGAAGUAAUUGACUGAAGAGGAUUUGGUGUAGCCUACUUCUUAGCCAUUUCAGGUCAGUAUUAGACAUUUCAGGUCAUUGGAACAAGAGACGAGCAAGGCAUUGGUCAUAGCCUACACUUGUCCUUCUGUUUCUCUAAAGUGGACGCAAACAUGACGACUGAGAGAUCACAGCAACUUCUGGACUCGUCUCAUCCUCUGAGAUGCAGCCCAGCAGCCGGAGUGAUGCACGCCACGCUGAUGAGCGCACAGCCAGUGGCGGAGAGCUCACCAAAUGCAUCAAACAAAGGGAAAAAGGGCAACUCUGGCUUGAGGCGACCUGAGAAGCCGCCCUAUUCAUACAUCGCCCUUAUUGUGAUGGCUAUCCAAAGCUCCCCGACAAAGACGCUUACUCUGGCAGAAAUAUAUCAGUUCCUUCAGGCCCGUUUCCCGUUCUUUAUGGGGUCUUACCAGGGCUGGAAAAACUCAGUGAGGCACAACCUGUCUUUAAACGAGUGCUUCAUCAAACUGCCUAAGGGCCUCGGCAGACCAGGGAAGGGCCACUACUGGACUAUAGACCCGGGCAGCGAGUUUAUGUUUGAGGAGGGAUCCUUCCGUCGCAGACCUCGCGGAUUCCGUAGGAAAUGCCAAGCUCUGAAACCAAUGUAUCGAAUGAUGAAUGGCAUCGGGUUUGGAGCGUCGAUACUGCCCCAAAACUUUGAUUUCCAGAACCCCUCCGCGUCCUUGGCAUGUCAUGCUAACGGUUACAACCUGGACGUGAUGGGGAACACGGUGCCAGGGAGCUACGACGGGCUGGGUGGAGGGCAUCAUGUCCCUCAUAUGUCACCAAGCCCCGGGUCCACCUACAUGGCGGCUUGUCAGGUGGCGUCUAAUGGAGACUACUGCCCGGACAGCAGUAGUAGCCCUUUGCACACCUCCCCGGCUGCGAUGGCAGUGGGCGCUUUGGACUGUCAUUCUCCCUACGCCAGUGCUUCUCCCUAUGCCAGUGCCCCCUCACACUGGGCAUCACCUGGUAUGUCUCCAUAUAUCAAGCAGCAAUCCCUGGCCUCAAACAGUCCCACAUCCUCCGCCUUGCACUCCAGCAUGUCCCCAUACUCUCUGGAGCAAAGCUAUCUCCAUCACAACGGAAGGGACUCAUCUGACAUUUCAGUGGGAUUAUCUCGAUACUCAAGCCCUUCAUCGCCAGUGUGUGACAGGAAAGAUUUCUUUUUAAACUUUAACGGAAUUUCUUCGUUUCACCCGGCGACUGCCAGUGGAUCUUACUAUCACCAGCUACAUCACCACCACCAGAGCGUCUGUCAGGAUGUCAAGCCAUGCAUCAUGUGAAAUAAACGCAAUAAGACCAUUGCCAUCUUGGAUGAAGAUCAAUGAACUACACUAUAUACAAGCUAUAGGCUUAUACCAUUUGUCCCUUGCCAAGUCCGGUACAAAUAUCUAAGAUGAAUUAGGGGAAUGUAGGCUAUAUAUACAUAACGUCAGGCACUCUAUUUGUCUCUGAGAAGGUCUUUGUCACGACACCAUUCCGGAGAAAUUAAAAACGACUGAGUGCAUGAAGUAAAAAUUGAAGAAAUGCAUGUAUUGCCAUUGUCCAACACUUUGUCAAUCACGGCUCAGACAGCUCUUACAUGCCACGAUCUAUUCAGGAGUUAUUGUAUCAUUCAAUAUUGUAGGUUAGUGUAAUAUGCAAUAUCCAACCACAUUAAAUAUCCAACCACAUUAAAUAUCCAACCACAUUAAAUAUCCAACCACAUCAAAUGUGUUUACUGAAAAAUACAUGCACAUUCUCCCCGGGUUAUCUUUAGCUAUUUGCACUUAACUCUAGACCCCAGAGUUUAAAAAAAAUAUUUCGCUGUAGGCUACAGCAAGCCAAUAAAUAAAUAUAUUUUACAACUGUUUGGGUAAGUUCUUAUUCGAAGGUAAAUGUAUACAGCAAGGGAAUUAUUUCCCAAGAUUGUGUUUGAGACAAUUUGACCACUUUAUGACAAUUAGGUGUUUUGGUAUGUUGUUUUUGUUAUUGCAAACCUUAAUAUAACUGUUGUUAUUGUUAUAGCAUACUAUUUUAAUUCAAUGAAUGCACUGUUGACAAAUAAUUACACAUAGAUUAAUACCUAUAAUGAAUUAUUCAGCAUAUACAAAUGCAAUGUUUGAUUUAGUUAUCAAUCAGUAGCCUUGCGAAACAUGAAUAUUAGAUGGACAUUUCAAUCACAACUGUAAUCAAAGGUCAAGUUACAUUGCAACAAUUAGAAUGGGAACCCUGGUGAAUCGGGUAAGACACGAGAGCCAAGCAAAUCCAUAUCCCCUAAAAUCUGAUAUCUUAAAAAAAAAAGCAUAGCUAAAAUCCCGAUUACAGGCAGCUCACCUUCUCCUUACUACAUACAACUGAAACCUAUUACUAGUUUACCCCUCCUGUUGUGUUCCUUUCAUGUUCAUUCAUUCUGUGUUCCCGGUCCAAAAUGACCGCCCCAUUAUAGCUGAUUAUAAAUCCAUAAUAACACAUAUAUUAUCACCUCAUGUUGUGUUAGAUCUUUUUAUCAAAUUAAGUUCUUGUGAACAUUACAAUUUUUGAAAUUCUAUUUGCUAUUUAUGGCCUGUAGGCCUCAUUGACCUGAGCUCAUACAACUCGUUUUUGAAAUGUAACAAUGACUCUCUCCUCCUCACCAGUGUCAUGAUGAAAGAUAUGAUCAAGAGCCUCACAUACAGUAUAUCGUUUGAUCAUUGUGCUGCCACAGAAUGAAUUGUGAGCAAGGCCUCAAAACAGCUUGAUAUACCAGAGCUGCGAGAAAAGUUCUAUAUAUUACUGAAAGAAUGUUGCGAUUGUUUGUGAGAAUGCCAACAGGUGUGGUUCCCGUGGGGGAAAUAUUAUAUUGGGGAAAGGUUGCCAUGGAAGCCAAGAAGGGGAGCGAGGUGUGUGUGUGUGUGUGUGUGUGUGUGUGUGUGUGUGUGUGUGUGUGUGUGUGUGUGUGUGUGUGUGUGUGUGUGUGUGUGUGUGUGUGUGUGUGUGUGUGUGUGUGUGUGCUCAAACACACAUGCAUGUGGGGGUC
This is a messenger RNA of Salvelinus fontinalis (brook trout), 3362 nucleotides long. RefSeq names its product forkhead box protein F2-like. Gene Ontology annotation, molecular function: DNA-binding transcription factor activity, RNA polymerase II-specific; RNA polymerase II cis-regulatory region sequence-specific DNA binding. The transcript has 2 exons. Gene Ontology annotation, biological process: regulation of transcription by RNA polymerase II; animal organ morphogenesis. NCBI's taxonomy places the organism in Eukaryota, Metazoa, Chordata, Actinopteri, Salmoniformes, Salmonidae. Bases 475 to 1647 code for a protein of 390 amino acids. The record is from RefSeq and is a predicted model, not a curated record. Gene Ontology annotation, cellular component: nucleus.